Messenger RNA from Symbiodinium pilosum, 324 nucleotides. The record is from the annotation of a GenBank genome assembly. NCBI's taxonomy places the organism in Eukaryota, Dinophyceae, Suessiales, Symbiodiniaceae.
GUGCCUGAGUCCAGCGGCAACACCAUGGCCUCUACCGUGCAGCGGUGGUUAGACUGGCCACGAGGCAACGAUCCACCGUCGCUGGUCUUCGAGGACUCGGUACCCUGGCCAGACAACAGGCCAUGCUCUGGACAGCGCGGGCGUGCAAUGGCAUCCACCACCUUCAUCUCGACGGCAACUCAGGACCACAGUCUCCCCUGGCUGUGGAUGGGCUUCGGCCUUCUUGUGGCGGGAAGCGCAGUUGCGGUGGUGAGGAGGCCCAGACGUUCGGGCCCAGCCCGAUCUGCUGAGACGGUGUCCUGCGAGAUGACACAGACCUCUUAG